AUGGGGAAGCUUCUCAAGAAGCUGCCGAACCUUAAAAAAGAAGGGAGAAGCUCCGCUUUUUGCUAUGAGAAUCCGCUCAAGGAGUUUGCGAAUGGAAAUACUUUAAAAUCCAAGAGCGCCGAGACUGCCAUCGUAACUGGGAAUAAAAAAUAUGUUAUCGAGGGAUCUGAUGGGAAAUCGACAUCUCUAGGUGUCCGAAUAUACGAUGAAUCAACAGCGCAAUGGGUUCAUCCUGUUGUACUGGGGACUAAACCAAGGGCUUGCAAAGGCCAUUUAGCAGUACUUCUGAAUGAGGACCGCAUAUUGAUUAUUAAGAAGGGAGCAAGCCCAGAUGAUUGCUUAUGGUUCCUUGAGUUGGAUACCCAAUAUGUCCGAGAUCAGAAGACAAUGCAUGGUGGGAACACUGAGGUUGUUGCAUGGAGUAAGGGUGUGAGAGGCGAUGCUGAGAUGCCAAUUGUGAUUAGUGGUCCUUCUGGUGUGGGCAAGGGUACCCUGAUAAAUAAACUUAUGAAGGAAUAUCCAUCGAUGUUUGGGUUUUCUGUAAGCCAUACGACCAGGGCUCCAAGAGUCAAGGAGGAAGAUGGGGUCCAUUACCAUUUCACAGAGAAAAGUGUCAUGGAGAAAGAGAUAAAAGAUGGAAAGUUCCUCGAGUAUGCAUCAGUUCACGGGAAUCUUUACGGGACUAGUAUCGAAGCAGUUGAAGUUGUAGCCGAUGAGGGAAAGAGAUGCAUCCUUGAUAUUGAUGUUCAAGGGGCGAGAUCUGUUCGGCAAAGUCCUGUGGAAGCUAUUUUUAUCUUUAUUCGUCCACCCUCGAUGGAGGAGCUUGAAAGGCGACUUCGUGCCAGGGGAACUGAAACUGAGGCACAGAUUUCAAAGCGUCUUCGAAACGCUGAGGCAGAGCUUGAACAAGGAAUAUCAUCAGGCCUUUUUGACCAUAUUUUGUAUAAUGAUGAACUCGAAGACUGUUAUCAGAGACUUAAGGAAGUCCUGGGACUAGAUGGAAACGUCGGAGCAGCCCCCAACCCAGUGUCUAGAGGGUUUGAUCUGCCUGUGGUUCAUUCAGCAUCAGAAUUGGAUAAUCAGAUCAUUAUAGAUUGUGGAACCCAGGAGUUGGAGAAGGCAUCCAAGAAUCGGAUUGUGUUGGACGUCUCCCGUCUCAGGGGUGGGGCACCUGGCCAUACAAGGGGGUUAGACUUGUAUGCAGUUAAUUCAUUUUCAGAUGAAUUAAAAGAGGUCAGAUGACCAAGUCGGUGCCUGCCAUGUCGCCCUUGCCACUAACUACGUCGAUUUUGGGAUAUCUUCUUGUCAUAACUUUUUAACAUCACAGAGUGAGGUCGACGAACAUGAGGGGCUCUAUGUUCAUGGACAAUUGCUGAGACCGGAUUUUCUAGAUUCUUUGGGAUUUUCAGAAGCAUACUUUGCUUCUUGCUAGUCUGAUUUUUUUUUCUAUAUUGGGCAUCGGUGAGUUCUCAGUUCCGCGGCAUCUGCGUCAUCUACAAGUGGUCUGAUGUAUUGCCCGUUAGAAAGUUGCCUGUUUUGGGAGGGAAAGAUCUUGUGAGAAUAUUGGAAAACAGGGCAUUCUUUCUCUGAAAUAGUAGUCAGCUGAGAAGCGAUCUUAAUUCUUGACUUCUAUGUACUGUUGACUUUUGAUUGAGAGUUUGCAUUUACGUAAA
Messenger RNA from Eucalyptus grandis, 1673 nucleotides. RefSeq names its product guanylate kinase 1. The record is from RefSeq and is a predicted model, not a curated record. Lineage: Eukaryota; Viridiplantae; Streptophyta; Magnoliopsida; Myrtales; Myrtaceae. The transcript is spliced from 10 exons. Gene Ontology annotation, cellular component: cytosol. The coding region runs from base 1 to 1242 and encodes 413 amino acids. Gene Ontology annotation, molecular function: GMP kinase activity. Gene Ontology annotation, biological process: purine nucleotide metabolic process.